Elgaria multicarinata webbii is the source of this 2014-nucleotide messenger RNA. RefSeq names its product NADPH dependent diflavin oxidoreductase 1 (gene NDOR1). Bases 126 to 1907 code for a protein of 593 amino acids. The transcript is spliced from 16 exons. Gene Ontology annotation, cellular component: cytosol. The record is from RefSeq and is a predicted model, not a curated record. Lineage: Eukaryota; Metazoa; Chordata; Lepidosauria; Squamata; Anguidae. Gene Ontology annotation, molecular function: flavin adenine dinucleotide binding; NADPH-hemoprotein reductase activity; FMN binding.
GUGACGUAUGCGGAAGCGGCGGGAUGCCGGGUUUGGCUCAGUUAGAAAUUUCCUGUUAGAUGGUGCCUGCGUAUGCGGCCGCCUGAGAAGAAAGUGUAUAAAUACCUAGCUACUUCCCUUGCGAGAUGGCCAUGCGGAAGAUCCUCAUCCUUUUCGGCAGCCAGACAGGGACUGCUGAAGACACAGCCGAGAGGAUUGGCCGGGAAGCCAAGCGGCGCCAUUUCCAGUGUAGAAUUGAGGCCCUGGACAGCUACAACGUGGCUACCCUGAUCCAGGAGCCACUGGUGGUCUUUGUCUGUGCAACCACGGGACAAGGGGACCCUCCGGAUAACAUGAAGAAUUUCUGGAGGUUCCUAUUCCGGAAGAGCCUGCCUCCCACCUCCCUGUGCCAGAUGGACUACGCCGUUCUGGGGCUUGGAGAUUCCUCAUAUCCCAAGUUCAAUUUCAUUGCCAAGAAACUGCACAAGAGACUUCUGCAACUUGGGGGCUGCCCUGUGGUUCCAGUGGCCCUGGGAGACGACCAGCACGACUUGGGCCCAGAUGCGGUGACUGACCCAUGGCUUUUGGACUUGUGGGAAAAGGUCUUGGCUUUGUAUCCGCUUCCUGCUGGCCUCCACACCAUCAACCCAGAUGUCGUCUUACCGCCAAAGUUCACUUUCCAGUUUCUGGAUGAGGCCUCCAGUGAGGUCCCCCUGCAGCAGGACGAAGCCGCUCAGGGUGCCCCCUCGGAGCUGCACCCUUUCCCUGCCCGGAUGGUGUCCAACGAGAGAGUGACGGCAGAGUCACAUUCCCAGGACGUCCGCCUGAUUGCAUUCGAUGUGGCUGGCUCCGGAAUCGGAUACGCUGCCGGUGACGUGGUGAUGAUCCAGCCGUGCAAUCCUCCCAAGGAGGUGCAGCUCUUCUGCGAUGUCCUGCGCCUGGAUCCUGACAUGCGCUUCGUGCUGAGGUCUACUGAGCCAGGCAUUCCCCUUCCUGCCCUCCUGCCCCAGCCCUGCACUGUCCGUCACCUGGUCAGCCGGUACCUGGACAUCACCUGUGUCCCCCGCCGCUCCUUCUUCGAGCUUCUGUCCCAUUUCUCCCUGAACGACCUGGAGCGAGAGAAGCUGCAGGAAUUCAGCUCUGCCCAGGGCCAGGAAGAGCUCUACGCCUAUUGCAACCGGCCACGCCGGACCACCCUUGAGGUCCUCUGUGACUUCCCUCAUACAACCUAUGCCAUCCCGUGUGAUUAUCUGCUAGACCUCGUUCCACGAAUCCGACCCCGUGCCUUCUCCAUCGCUUCCUCGAUGCAGACACACCCCAACCACAUCGAAAUCCUCCUAGCCGUGGUGCGUUACAAGACUGGCCUUAGCAAGCCCCGGCGAGGCCUCUGUUCCACGUGGCUGGCCUCCCUCGAUCCACGGAGUGAGGCUGUGAGGGUGCCCCUUUGGGUGAAGAGAGGGGGGAUGAAAUUCCCAGCUGAACCACACACCCCCGUGAUCCUCAUUGGCCCCGGCACUGGAGUAGCACCUUUCCGAGCGGCGAUACAGGAGCGAGUUGCCCAGGGCAAAAGAGGGAACUGUCUCUUUUUUGGCUGCCGACAGAAAGCCAAAGAUUUUUACUGCCGGGCGGAAUGGGAGGAUCUUGUUAAAAUGGGCUUCCUGACCCUCUUUGUGGCCUUCUCUCGGGAUCAGGAGGAGAAGGUUUACGUCCAGCACCAGAUCCGAGAGAAUAAGGAGCUUGUGUGGGACCUCCUGAGACGGGGCGCCCACCUUUACCUGGCCGGCAAUGCCAAGCAGAUGCCGGAGGCCGUGACGGAGGCCCUGAAGUUCGUGUUCCAGUCGGCAGGAGGCCUCUCUGCUCCGCAAGCCGAGGAGUACCUGGCCAGCUUAGAGCGGACCCACCGCUUCCAGGCUGAGACCUGGUCUUGAGUGGCCACGCGUGGACGGAGGAGGCCUCUGACCCAGAAUUAAGCAGACGUGGCAAAUGUGGGGUCCUGGACCCAGACCGUCACCAAUAAAAGCAGGCCAGGACCAUC